CAUGUCGAGCUUGUUGUGCCUCAUGGAGAACCACGUGUUUGUCCGACAGGAAACAAAUGCUGAGUGUGUGCAGCGCAGCUAUUGUAAUAUUUGCACGCAGCAAAGCUCUGGCUGCUAUGAUAUGUGCGGGAAUUGAAUGACUUGACAUAAGCAUAAUCUUCCAGGCCUUUUAAGCUAAAGCAGCGAUGGAUACAACGACUGACGAGCCUCCGGCCUCUCACGAGUCCAACGGUGCCAAAGUGUCGUGCAAUUGUGCCGAGAAUACUAAUACGACAAAUCAUGGAGCCAGCGUGACCUGCGACCAAGAGGCUGUGAAUGGUAGCGGAACUUCGUUGAUCGACGAUGUGUCGCAGGCAGGAGCCGCUGAAAGAAUGCAGAACGGAUGCAACGAAAACGUGUUGGACGCCGUUCUGACAGUAGCGGUGGGUGGAGUGUCGCUUCCUUCGGCUUGUGAAAAAGACAUACUGGCAUCAAAGGACGCGACAGGCAGAAACUCUGCGUAUUUAAGUUCACAUGCACUUCCUGCAUCCGACGACAUUGCGGAUACUGUGAACGGUACGCAAGCUGACCUUGCGCGUGUUGAUGUUCAGCCGUCUAUUGACGGUACCGGUACCAAAAACAACAUGGAGUGCUUUUCGCACCAGUUAACUUCGUUGCAGUUGAACGAAAGUGCUGGGGACGUCGCUUCGGCUGACAGGGAUGGUAUUGAUCGAGCCAUCGUAAAUUUGGUGUGGGACAUUUUAGGUCGUGUCGAUAACAGCAACACAUAUGAUGCUGCAGUGGUGUGUUCAUCUACGGAUACUGACAGUAUCCGUCGAGAGCUUGUCGGUGUGGAGGAAAGUACCGCAGUCUCUCUUGCCCACAGCUCUCCGGGUAAGGCGCAGACGCUCUCCAAAGCUCCCCUGGCACCCUACCGAAACAACGGAGAGGACAUGUCGGCUGACAGCUCGUCAUCCUCCUCGUCAUCCUCAGACAGCGACGUCGAUGUCGUCGUGACGCAAGUCCAGCGUCGCCCUCCCAAAAGAGGUGAGCCCGACGAUUGCUCGGACGGCGGUGAAGUCGACGGUCAGGGGUCGACGACCAAGCACUGUGCGGGCCGCGGCGGCGGAAGGCCCCGCUACCGUGGUGUGAAGACUCCGGGCGAGCUGGACAUUGAGGACCUGCCCCCCAUCGAGGACUUGCACAUCACGCUGCCGCGCACGGAGCUCCGGCAGGCGGGCCGCGUCAAGCAUGCUGUUGACCAGUUGCUCGUGGUGGAGACUGAACGAGGUCAGCCCGUGCUCGACCUGGAUUCGGUGCUGUUCCGCGCCGACGGCACGGCCUUGGGACGCGUCUUUGACGUGCUAGGCCCCGUGGCAGCGCCCUACUACACGGUGCGUUUCAACUCGGCUCAGGAGCUGACCGAACGCGCCCUGGAGCCGGGUGAGCCGGUGCUGUACGCCCCGCUGCACGCGGACGUGACUCAGUAUGUGCUCGAGUCGGAGGUGCGCAAGCAGCGCGGCUCGGACGCCUCGUGGGAGAACAACAACGAGCCACCGCCCGAGCACCUGGACUUCUCUGACGACGAGCAGGAGCGUGAGGUUCGCAAGCAGCUUCGCGCAUCCCGGACCGCAGCGUACGGGGGAUCUGACGGUACGGGGGAUCGUCCUGGCGGCGACCAACGGCCUCGUGGUGCUCCGAGGGGCCGGGGAAGGGGCAGAGGCAGAGGUGCGCCUAGGGGCGGUCAUAACAGAGAGCAACAACCGAGGCAUCAGCCACCGGAGGCGGCCAGUGGUGGUGUGCGCUCGCAUACCGAUGGGCCCCCAAUGCCUGUUUAUUUCCAGGAGAGUCGCAGUAGGCCUCAGUGGCCACCAUCGUUGAGCCCGCAGCAGCGCUGGCCUGGUGGCAGCGAACCGGCCAGAUUUCAGCCAAACGUGCCACCAUUAACUACAGGUCCUUCGCAGUUACCAUGGCCUGCAAGCCCACAGUGUAACAACAGUGGGCCAAACAUUUGGAACACCCCACCGCCUUCUUUGUCCAGGCCACCACCGCUACCCUGGCAGCAGAGCAGGCAAUGGCUUAACCAGCCUCCUGCAUUUCCGGACUUGAGGACCCCGCCUCCUAAUUUCGGCUGUGCUGUGUCAUCACCUUGCCCUCCUCGAGCAACUUUCGCAAGUCCCCACAGUCUGCACGCCAACACUGCUGUAGGUCGAUCAGGCUAUCGGCAGGCUAGUGCAGUGAGUCAUCCCGAUCCAAGUGCUCUACCGUCACCUGUUUACAACAGUGCAGGGCAUAGGGUCCCCUUGUAUGACCCUGUUCCAGACCUUCAGCGCAUUCUUGCCACACCACCACCACCACCACCACCAUUGAAAGGCUAAGGGGCAGUUGCAUUUUAGUACAGUGUUGUUCAUGCAGUAGUUCAUGUUAAUAAUUGAAGUUGUUCUUAGGGUUUGCUUUUCAUAGAAAUGACUUAAUCAUGCCUGAUUUUUGCAUCUGAUUUGCUUGGAACAGUGUGACACGGCCUGCUUGGCUACAGAUUGCAUGUUAUGAUUUGAUAACGGCAGUAACUUUGACACAAAAACACCUCAUGGUGCAAGUGCAAGGCACUGGCAUUGCAUUCCAUUACGUGUGAUGCUUAGUAUGAGACCAUUUAUCAUGAAAGGAAAAAAUGCUAUUCACCCAGCAGUGGCAUGAAGCUACAAAGGAAUCCCGUAUGGGUUUCGUUUAUAGCUUUGUGCGACAGUUGGGUGGAUGACAAUCUUUUCUUUUGUGAACCUUCCUCCACCUUGUAUGCUUCUGCAGAAUUGAUUUGUCAAGGCAGGCUUUCUGCACUUAAACAUUGCAGUGCAUAGAGUUGGAGAUCAUUUGCCACUUUCGCUUGUGUUGCUGUACUUGUCAUGAGUGGAAAUGCCCCAACACUUGCGUGUAAGUUUUCAAUUAAUCAGAAAAGGGAACACGUGUUAUGAACUUGGGCAUCAAUGUUCCUUGUAGGUGGAACAAGUGUUUACCGCUGUUUCUCAUCGAAUGCUUUAUGGCAUUUUUAAUAAAUCGGAAAGAAUAAAAAAUGUAGUUUGUAAGA
Molecule: messenger RNA, 3058 nt
Organism: Dermacentor albipictus
Lineage: Eukaryota; Metazoa; Arthropoda; Arachnida; Ixodida; Ixodidae
Product: H/ACA ribonucleoprotein complex non-core subunit NAF1
Biological process (GO): pseudouridine synthesis; ribosome biogenesis; box H/ACA snoRNP assembly
Cellular component (GO): sno(s)RNA-containing ribonucleoprotein complex
Molecular function (GO): RNA binding
Source: RefSeq, a predicted model, not a curated record